GGUUAUAGAUGAUGAAAUUGAGGCCAAUUUUGAAGAGACUGAGAUCAGUGAAGAUGACAUUGAACCCAGCUUUAAAAAGCUUUUUGGACAGCUAGCGGGAAGUGAUGCAGAGAUCUCCGCCUUCGAACUGCGCAACAUCUUGAAUAAAGUCAUGGCUAAACGUAAGUACCUUCCUCCAACUGCGUCUUCAUUUGGCCACCAGCAGGUUUCCAGCAUGGCCGUGAGAGCACAGAGCGCAGCACUGACCUGGGCAGAAUCAAACCCCUCGGCUCUGCCCCAGACCUGCGGCUUGGCUCUCCGCAAAGAUAUUAAAUCUGAUGGCUUUAGUAUUGAGACGUGCAAAAUAAUGGUUGACCUGUUAGAUAAUGAUGGGAGUGGUAAACUGGGAUUGAAGGAGUUCCACACCCUCUGGACAAAGAUUCAGAAAUACCAGAAAAUUUACAGGGAAAUUGAUGUGGAUCGAUCUGGUACCAUGAAUUCAUAUGAGAUGAGGAGAGCGCUGGAAACAGCAGGGUUCAAACUGAACGGCCAGUUACAUCAAGUCAUUGUGGCUCGUUUUGCUGAUGAAGACCUCAUCAUUGACUUUGAUAACUUUGUCCGGUGUUUGAUUCGGCUGGAAACCUUGUUCAGUGAGUACGCGCUUAAUAACUAG
Messenger RNA from Pelecanus crispus (Dalmatian pelican), 652 nucleotides. NCBI's taxonomy places the organism in Eukaryota, Metazoa, Chordata, Aves, Pelecaniformes, Pelecanidae. The record is from RefSeq and is a predicted model, not a curated record.